AUGGCUCCGAUACCUGUCUCGUGGCUGCUCCGCGUGGCUGCCCUCUGCCAUCUGACCGUCCUGCUGGCUGGACAACACCUCGGAGUGACGAAAUGCAGCAUCACGUGCAACAAGAUGACCUCGGAGUUACCCGUGAAUUUACUCAUCGGCUAUCAACAAAACCAGGAAUCCUGUGGCAAACGCGCCAUCAUCUUGGAGACCAAGCGACACAGGCGUUUCUGCGCCGACCCAAAGGAGAAAUGGGUCCAAGAAGCCAUGAAGCAUCUAGACCAAGCAUCUAGCCAGGCUGCUGCUCUGACUGGAAACGGCGGCACAUUCGAGAAGCAAAUUGGCGCGGCUGAGCCCAGGACCACCCCGGGCCCCAGGGGAAUGUACGAGGCCGCAGCCUCAGAGCCCGAAGCCACCGGGGAAAGCCGCGGUCUGGAGAUGACUCCGUCUUCCCAGGAGGCGCACAGGGCUUUGGGGACUUCCCCUGAGCUGCCAAUGGGAGUGUCUGGUUCCUCAGUGACCAGGUUCCCCCCAACUUCAAAAGCUCGGGAUGGAGGCCCCGAGGACACCGAAAUGUCUACGCUGGCUGCCGUCUCCACUGCCACAGCCUGGCAGAGUUCCACAGCCUCCCCGCCCGGGACUGGCCUCUGGGCCGAGGAGAAGACCUCUGAGGCCCCCUCCACCCAGGCCCCCACCACCUGGGCCCCCACCCUUUCCCACCCGGCCCUGGAGGAGAACGCUGGGGCUGAAGGCCAAGCUGUGGGCACGGAGGGCCAGAGCCCCCGGCCGGAGAACUCUCUAGGGCCCGAGGAGAUGGAUCGUGUUCCAGCUCACACGGAUGCUUUCCGGGACUGGGAGCCUGGCAGCAUGGCCCACGUUUCUGUGGUCCCUGUGUCUUCUGAAGUGACCCCCAGCAGGGAGCCAGUGGCCUCAGGCAGCUGGGCCCCCAAGGCGGAGGAGCCGGUCCACGCCACGGUGGACCCGCAGAGGCUGAGUGUCCUUAUCACUCCUGCCCCUGACCCCCAGGCGGCCACGCGGAGGCAGGCGGUGGGGCUGCUGGCCUUCCUUGGCUUGCUCUUCUGCCUGGGGGUGGCCAUGUUCACCUACCAGAGCCUCCAGGGCUGCCCUCGCAAGGUGGCGGGGGAGAUGGUGGAGAGCCUUCGCUAUGUCCCCCGGAGCUGUGGCAGCAACUCCUAUGUCCUGGUGCCAGUGUGAGCUGCCCCCCUGCCUGCAUCCAGCCAUUUGACUCAGACAGCUGCCUGGGGUCCCCUGUCUUCAUACUCCCCCUCACCCAAGGGCCUGGCCUGAGCUCGGGUGA
Messenger RNA from Propithecus coquereli (Coquerel's sifaka), 1306 nucleotides. It is a transcript of the gene CX3CL1, whose product is annotated as chemokine (C-X3-C motif) ligand 1. Gene Ontology annotation, biological process: inflammatory response; cellular response to interleukin-1; neutrophil chemotaxis. Bases 1 to 1203 code for a protein of 400 amino acids. NCBI's taxonomy places the organism in Eukaryota, Metazoa, Chordata, Mammalia, Primates, Indriidae. The record is from RefSeq and is a predicted model, not a curated record. The transcript has 4 exons. Gene Ontology annotation, cellular component: extracellular region. Gene Ontology annotation, molecular function: CCR chemokine receptor binding; chemokine activity.